AUGAUCGUUUCGAGACCAAUUUUCAAACACAUGUACCUUGAAUUUGUAAGACUAAGUGCGCCCUAAUGCAAUAAAAUUUUGUUCGAAAAUUAUUUUUCUAGUUUUCAAAUCAAACUAGAGACAACACUUUUGACCUCCCCGCGAUAAUAUUUGAUUUGUAUUUUUCUGCUCUCAAACUGUCUAUAAAAGGCGAUGUUUGACCGGAAAAUGUCAUAACACUCUACUAAUUUACUUGGUCAGCUUCAGGAGGUAAGAAAUCCUUUUCAAUUCUUCUCGUUUUACAAAAGUCUUUCAGUUUGUGAUGUCGACUUUCAACAUUCUUCUCGUCUCAACAGUUUUGCUUGGAUCUGCAGUUGCUGGUCCAUUAUAUGGAGUUCCAUCCAAUGUUCCACGUGUGAUUCAUUCGAUUCCACGUCAUCCACAUGGAUCAAACCCAUAUGCUCCACCACCUCCAACUCAACCAUAUGCUCCAGCUCCAACCACAACUAGCUCAACCACGACUACAACAACUACUACAACCACCACCACUGAGGCUCCAACAACUACCACGACCACCACAACCGAAGCUCCAACAACCACAACCACAACUGAAGCUCCAACAACCACAGUUGCUCAAGAUACACAAGGUAACUUCUAACUUCAGAGAAAUAGAGAUACGUGAAUUAAUCGUCCCCCGCGACCCUUUGAAUUAAGCCACUUUCCGAACCAAAUUGUUGAAAACGUUCUAAUCUAUCGAUGGUUUUUGAUCCUCGUAGAAUUAAAAUAUCCCAAAAUUUUGUUGAAGUUGAGAGCCCCUUCUUAACAUUAUUUUGUUUUUGAAGAGAGAUAAACCCAUUUUUCAGCUUACGGUACCGCUACCGGAAGUGCCGCCCCAUCACCAUAUGGUGCCCCAGUUACUGUUCCAACCACAACAACUACCACAACUGAAGCCCCAACAACCACAACCACAACUGAAGCUCCAACCACCACAGUUGCUCAAGAUACACAAGGUAAAUUGCGAUUUCAGAGAAACUUACAUUCAUGAACUUGUCAGGAAACUCUGUUUCGGAGCCAAAUUGUUUAAAACGUUUAUAGCAACCGAUAUAUUUUCAGCAUACGGUACCGCUGCCGGAAAUGCCGCCCCAUCACCAUACGGAGCUCCAGCUUCUGAUGCUCCAACAACCGUUCAAACAACAACAGCUUCAAACUACGUUUUGAAUGAGAAGGCCGCUGAAGCAUACUGGGCAACUGCUACAUUCCCAACCACUGUUGUGACUGCUGCUCCAACAACCACAACUUCAGCUCCAGCUUCAGAUGCUCCAGCCACAACUGCUGCUCCAUAUGGAACCGCUCCAGGAAACAGCGCCCCAUCCGCCUACGGAUCACCACUCUAA
This is a messenger RNA of Caenorhabditis angaria, 1373 nucleotides long. The record is from the annotation of a GenBank genome assembly. NCBI's taxonomy places the organism in Eukaryota, Metazoa, Nematoda, Chromadorea, Rhabditida, Rhabditidae.